UGAAAUUCAUUCCCGUUCAAGGCUAGGUCGAGAACGGCCGCGUCCUCACUCGACGGCUUAAGACUGAAAUUUUUAAACAUCGAUUAUAUUUAUUUACGUAAAUCGAUUUAAACGCCAAAUUUGCUUCCCCUCACUAACUAAUCGAGUCGAUUUAUUUUCGUGCUCAAUAAUCAGUAUGGUUCGAUAAGAAUAUGGUUUCGGUAAUGCCUAUCGUUUUUUUAAUUAAUUAACACACGGUCAUUAUUGUUAUGUGAAUUUUUUUAGUGUCGUUUUUUUUUUUAAAUAUAAUAAUAUGGUUUUGGAAAAAUGGAUAACCCCUUUCAAGAGACAAUGUUUCGUGGUCGCUGGCGUGUCUCUGAACAUGUCGCAGCUUGGAAUGGUGUUUGGAUACGCUGCCAUUCUCGUGCCACAGCUGCGAAAGUCGGACUCGCUCAUACCAAUCGAUGAAGCCUCCGAAUCUUGGGUCGCUGCAUUGCCUGGAUUCGCUUUGGUGUUGGGAAACCUUGUGGUGCCACCGGUGAUGGCUAAAUUCGGAAGACGAAUAGCCAAUAUCAUCAGCAUAGUGAUCGUCUUAACUGGAUGGAUAUCCAUUACGUUAUCUACAGGCCUCACGCUGCUCCUCAUAGGAAGGUUCCUGCAAGGACUGUCCGUGGGCAUGGGUUCGUGUCUCAUUCCGAUAAUGAUAGGCGAAUACACAAGCUCAACGAGGAGGGGUCAAUUCUCAAUGUGCAUGUCGGUUAUAAUGGGCUUAGGUACGUUAGCAGUCCACACUGUCGGAUCCUAUUACUCGUGGAAAAUCACGGCCCUCGUGUGUUCAACAAUAACGUUCUUCGAUUUAAUAAUCGUCAUAUUAUCACCGGAAUCGCCGAGCUGGCUCGCGGCACAGGGAAGAUACGACGAAUGCAGAAGAGUGUUUAGAUUACUAAGAACAAUCGACGAAGAGGAGGAACUAGAUAAAAUGCUGGCGAAGAGUAAAGAGCUCGAAGAUGCGAAGAUCAUCCGUACCGGUUUCAUGGUUAAGGUCAAAGGAGGUUUUAGUUACAUAAACAAAACAAUAACUAGGAAGGAGUUUUACAAGCCAAUCUUUAUUAUGGUUCAUUUGUUUGCUAUGGGCCAAUGGGCUGGGAUCAACGUCUUAGCGCCAUUCACAGUUAACGUUAUUGAAAUCAUCGUCGGUAAGGACGUGAACAUUCCGCUAAUUACCGUCGCUAUCGACAUACAAAGAAUAAUAUCGUCUCUAUUCGCAGUUUACAUCAUAAAACGUAUAAAGAGGAGAACUAUGCUGUUUUCCACGUUAGGUUUGAACGCUGCUGUGAUCUUCGUUACGGCCGCAUACGUCUACUUCAAAUCCCGCGGUCAAUUGCCCUUCGACCAUCCAAUGAUCGGGAUAACUCUGAUACUAAUUCACAUGCUCUCGGUAGCGACGGGCUCUCUGCCUUUACCCUAUACGAUAGCGGGCGAAAUCUUCCCUCUGGAAUACAGGAGUCUGUCGAGCGGGAUAAGCGCUGUAUUCUGUUCGAUAAACAUUUUUGUUUCCAUCAAAACCUUACCGUAUUUAUUUAAAACGAUUGGAAUGCACGGAGCUUAUUGCCUGUACGGCGUAAUACUGGUCUAUUGCUUGACCAUAGCCUGGUUCUUCCUGCCAGAGACGAAGGAUAGGACGCUGCAAGACAUUGAGAACGAGUUCAGGGGGAAAGUGACGUAUCCUGAGGAUUUGAAGUCGGCGGAACCGUUGACGGUCUGGAAGAGUAAUGAGGAGAAAGCUUAGAUCCUACUGUGAUGGAUACAAAUAAAACAUAACAAUAUUUUAAGAUGACGUACUUAAAUUGUCAUUAUGAAGAAAACUAGGAACUUUUCUAUGGGAAAGUUGCCGUAAAAGUAUUCACAGUGAAAGCCAUUGAAAUAUCCGUGACGUAGCGUGUGAGACACGCGGCGUACUCAUAUCGAGUUUCACGAAUAUGGUACUAUUUAUGCAUAAACAAUGUUUAUUAUUAAUCUAUCAUAAGUUUACUUAAGUGUGACAGAUGUCAAGUUAUGUGAUAAAAUAUGUUUAUGUUAAUUAUUUAACUGUGUACUUAAAAUAAUUUAAAGUAAUACUAGCACUUACAAUUUAAGUAAUCACUUAAACAGAGUUAAAACUUAAAAAGAGUUUUUUGACUGGUGGUAGGACGUCUUCUGAGUCCGCACGGGUAGGUACCACCACCCUGCCUAUUGCUGCCGUGAAGCAGUAAUGCGUUUCGGUUUGAAGGGUAGGGCAGCCGUUGAACUAUACUGACCUUAGAACUUAUCUCAAGGUGGGUGGCGCAUUUACGUUGUAUAUGUCUAUGGGCUCCAGUAACCACUUAACCAAGGGGGCUGUGAGCUCGUCCACCCAUCAAAGCAAUAAAAAAAAAAAGGAUAUUUUGCCGUUUUAAUUAUUCCAAACAGAUAACGAGUAUACAGUUUGGUAGGUGUAUUGCGUAUAUGGACAAGCUCAUGGGUGUUUUGGUGUUCUCCUUGAACCACCAGAAUAACAGCCGCAUUAGUGAACGUCUGCAAUACCAGGGGCAGAGCCAAGCCGCUGCCUACCGUCAAUUACUCGCCACAAGCCUCGUUUGAAGAAGGAUAUGUCAUGGCGCUCGGGAAACACCGUGGAGGGGAGCUCAUUCCAAAGCCGGAUGGUACGUGGCAAAAAAGAUCUCUGGAAACGCACUGUGGACGAACACAGCGGCUCCAAGUAGUAUAGAUGAACUCUACUCCGGUGGCGGGCGGUGCCAUGAUAAAAACGAGAUGAUGUGAUCAUCUCAAACAAUUCCUCAGAGCAUGCACUUUCUUAGCUUUAUGAGUAGAAAGGUUAUUUUAAUAAUAUCCUGAAAAGCACCCCACGCUUUUUUACAAUAAAAACAUUUUUUCUCAAAUUAUUUUUAAUUCAAAUUUAUAAAAAAUUAUUUUCUAUUUUUUAAUUGGAUUUUCUAUAAACGCGUGUUCUGUUAGUUUUUUAAACUAUUAUUUAUUUUUAAUUUUUUAGUUGAAUUUCAAUUUUUUCAAUAUAUUUUUUUCGAGUUAAUCCGACCUUUUGAAGGUGGUCAAAAUCAUGUUCAAAGAUUCCGUUACAAAAAUACAUACAUACGUCUGAAGCUAAUAAAAGCUUAUUAAAAAGCACACGCCUUCGUUUCAAUAGGCUAUUGGCUUUUUUAGGGUGUAAGUAUCGAGUAAGGUCUACAGACCUAGCUUCUCAGCAGACGGAUGCGUAGAAUGAGCGAACUGACGAGUAACAUUAUUAACUGAGAUCAGAGUCCACGAACCGAGGUUUCCAUCGAAACUAUACUCCACACAUCCAAACGCAAAAUUCAAAGGAUAUAAAUAAAACGACACAAACAAUAUUUAUAGUUAUACAUUUUUACAUAAUUUUUUUUUUUCAAAUAAUACAGGCGGUUACAUAAUAAGAAAUAAAUAGUAUAAUAAAUCAUCGGAUUCAUUCGUAGUUUGUGAUGUAAAAAUUAUCACAUUACAUACGCAUAUAUUACUGUACAGUAGGGUAAAAUUAACGAAGCCACGAUACAAAUGUAGUAAAAAAUGAUUUUGGUUUUUUUUUUUUAGAACGCUGUUAAGACAUCAGUUUCGGUUAAUGCUCGUAGUCAAUCGUGAAUUAAGAAUGGCGUUUGUGACACGUUAAUGUUUAUAUUGAAUGUCGGUUGGGUCCAGCUUGGUCACUCUUGAAGUCGGUCAUCAUAAUCAACAGCCAUGAGCAACUGUCCCACUUUUGGACAGUCCCACUGUACAACAGUUCCAAUGCUAGGCAGUCCCACUGCUGGACAGUCUCAAUGCUGGAAAGUCCCACUGCCGGGUAGCCUCAAUGCUGUACAGUCCCACUUAUGGACAAUCGUCUUCAAAUACUCGUCACUGAGCACGAUCACCAGCUCUUCUCGUGCAGUCCUCGCCGCGUCUGUCAACGGUUGGCAGUUUUUUUUAUGAUUGAAGGAUUACUGGUGGCCCGGAGGCCUUUCCAAUUUUACCAGGACAGCUGGGCGAGCAAAGGCGCAGCCAGGAGGGGUGGAAUUAGCUGCCCGGGCGCCUUCAAAGGAGACCUAACAGCUCACGAGCAGCUGUUAGGUGAAUGAAUCUACUACCGGAUCGGAAUCGCGACCCGCUGAGGGUUGGAAGUAUCUCACGAGCGCGAAGAGUCAACUUUUGAUGAAGUUAUUUUUAAACCCAAUAAGUUUAACAGCACGAACUUCUUAAGACUACGGUUAUUUGGUUUUCAUAUAACCAGUCAUAGAAUUAAUUUUAACUUUCAAUAAGCAUGUUGAUUGUAAUGAAAUUCGAAUUGAUACUCCCAAUGUACCUACUUAAUCUAUUAGUAGAUACGCCACGUCACAGACGCGGAAGGAUACCGACACAGAAAACUUAACAUGUUCUUCGACCAAAACUAAUAUCUUAACCGUCAUGUCAAUUAACAUGUUAUUGAUAAUAAAAUUCACAUCUUCUAUGACGAAAACGUGUCAAUCGUUGUGUAGAAAAUGUAGUAAAUGUUUUAUAUAUUACUUUUUAGUGUGCGUACAAAAGUUAUAACAUCAUUUUGUGCUUUAUGUUGUAUUGUAAUAGUAGAUAAAUUACAAUGGACGACUAAAACCCGUACGUUAUAUGCUAUUUCUAGUAAAAAAUUUUUUUUACUAAAAAUACCUUUUAUUUUUUGGAAUUAAUUUAUCAUUUUACAUCCUGUUUAAACUUUAAUACAUGCAAAGUUCAUAAUGCGAGAUUAACAGAAAGCUUUAUAAUCAAACUUUGUAAAUUAUCUACGACUUACAAAACGUAUGUAUAAAAAUAUGUUGUGAGAAAUAUUAAUUAUAAAUGAUAAAAGUGAGUAAUUUGAUUUUCAAAAUAACAAAAAAAAAAAGUAUCCGUAAUAUCAGUCUGUUGUGUAAAAUUGUAAUGCUAAUUUAAAAAAAAAACUGGAAUGCGAAGAAUCAUAUAACGAGGAAGUAUUAAUAUAUUGGCACAGUACAUUUAAAAGGCGGUAAUAUUAAAAAACACAUUGGCGCGUGCACAGAUUGCACACAAAUUAAUAUUUAUGGUAUUUUAUCCUAUUUAACCAUAGACUACAUAAAGUCUAUAUUUAGGACCAUAGACUAUAUUUAGGACACGGUAAUAAAAAAAACCAGGCCCAUCCCUGAUCACUAAAGCCAUACUAUUUCGAUUGACAGUUUUGCAAAUUUUUUUAACUUGAAAUUUGCAAAACUAUGCACACUUUUGUUUUUACAGUUUAAGAUCCACAGAAAUAAAUAUACACAUAAUCGAAAUUAACAUAAAUAUUAUGUAUUUAAAUCUGGCGUACAACACGGAACAUCGAAUACAAAAUCUAUAAGUCGUAUUUUGACUAACAUUUGCAAUUCAUCGUCUAAAAUAAAAAAUAAAAAAAACUACUCGAUAAUGAGACAGACAUAGAUCUACACAUAGAGUUACUAUUCUAACUGGAGUGCUUACUUCGUUUGACAUAAAAACUAAAAAUAUACUUUAUCUCUAUGGCUUAAAGUUUAUUUUUAAAUAGCAAAAGAUGUAAGGAAAAACGGUCUGAAAAGAGAAUGAUUAUUAAGUGGUGGUGUCCCUCUCGCACAUUUUACAAACAAAAAGCAGUGUUGCUAGCUUAGAGGAUUUUCCAUAAAAUCUCGGAAUUUGGACCCCGUCUUCGUUAUCAAAAAUGGCUUUUAGUGGUUAGUGGAUUUUUUAGUAGCUUGGGUGUUGUUGAAAAUUAUCGAAAAGUUUAAAAUCAAUCCACUUUACAGGAUUUUAAACAUUUUAUGACAAUAAUAUAUCUAAAUACAUAUUAUUUAAACGAAGUGACUUAAACUUAACUAGAAAAUGUUGCGAGAAUUUAGAAUUUCCAUCAACGUCAAAAAUUAAAUUGGUUCAAAAUAAACGUACAAAGUUAUGGUGAAAUUAGUUUCUGAUGAUGACAAUUUAUUAAAAUAAAUUAUAUAAGAAGUAUUGAUUAUAUGAUAUAUAUUGAUUUUUAAUAGAACAUCAUAUAUUAAUAAAGCUUAUUAACAAAAAAAUUAUUGUUCUAUGUUAAUAAGAACUCUGUUUAAUGGAAAAUUUAAUGGUAGGUACGUAGAUUUCUGAUGGUUUUCAUGUUGAAUUUGGUGGGAAGCCAGAUUAAUUGUUGGCAUCACCGAAAAAGAGCUAUGAAUGGAUUAAAAGAAAAAUGGCGUCUAUUUACGUUUGUAGUGCGAAGUUAAAAUGGCACUGAUACAGCUUGUGGCUUGUUUUUUUUUCGAAAAUCGUGAAAGUUUCCGUGUAAUCAUGGUGAACACUUUUAAUGUAAGUGGUUUUAAGCGAGAAUCGUCUCCAGUUUGUGGAAUAUCCUUCCAUAUGUCAGAUUCAUUGAUAAAUUUUUACUAGUGUGAGCAUAUAUUUUUAAAAUGUGAGAUAUUUUUUCUCAUUAUAAUAUUUAAUACCAUUUGUCUUGUAAAUUGUACUUAAUCUAUGUCAUAUACUAAAUUUGAAAAAACAAUCGUGAAAACUAUAAUUUUGCAAUGUAUUUUUCAUUUUAUAAGAGCCAUCACGUGGUAUUUUUUGAACUUUUUUUAUUGUAUUGAAUAGCGUCGCACGGAAGCAUGUAUAUCAUUUGCCUGACGUUAAGCGAACGAGUAGGAUCUUCUAGUAAAUAUGACGUUGGAAUUUCUGGAAAAUGUCCUAUAUAAAGGUCAAACAAGAAGAAUCAAGUACUCAAACGCAAGAAAUAAAAAAUACCCCGAGAAAAGCAAAAUUACGACAAGAUGUUAAGGUAUUGAAACAAAAACUUAAAAGUCGCGAAAUAGUGAUUGUAAAUAUAAAGUCGAUUUUAGAUUUAUUAAAGAAAAAUGGCGAUUUUUAAUUGAAUUGAAAUUUAAAUUGCGAAAUUUUAAUGAUACUCAUGGUCCACUUAGAUAUUGAUUAAAAUAAAUUAUGUAUUUCGUUGAAAAAAAAGAAUUUACUUAAAAUAGAGGAAAUGUUAUAUUAUAAGACUACAGAAAAUUAACUGAACUUAAUAAUAAUAAUAUGUAUAACCAAUAUUUUGUAAAUAGAGAUCAAGUACUAUGUGUAUCGUGUUAUGUGUAUUGACUUGUCAUUUAAGAGUUAUUUAAUUGUCUACAUAUAACAAAUAAAUGAAUUUCAGUUCAUUUCAUUUUAUUA
Molecule: messenger RNA, 7152 nt
Organism: Bombyx mori (domestic silkworm)
Lineage: Eukaryota; Metazoa; Arthropoda; Insecta; Lepidoptera; Bombycidae
Product: facilitated trehalose transporter Tret1
Exons: 3
Coding region: 293-1768 (491 amino acids)
Biological process (GO): transmembrane transport
Cellular component (GO): membrane
Molecular function (GO): transmembrane transporter activity
Source: RefSeq, a predicted model, not a curated record